CAAAAUCCAGGAAUUUAGCCUCUGGAAAAACAGUGUCCCAAAAAUGGCAGCGGAAAUAUUGACAAUAGCAGAAGGUAUUAUAUGGCCGCUUUAUUGGCUCAUCUCUCGAGUCGCUGAAGCGAGGCCGCAGAAGCGGCCAUCCGCCGAAUGAGCCUAUGGCGACGUCGUCCCACCGUGUCGCCGCGUCCAACGGCCUGCCCAGCGCCUUGUCCUCGGGAAUUGCGGUCCUGCUGUCCUCCAGGGCGAGCGCCGCGCUGUGUAUCUUUGGCGGGAGGCACAGUCAAUUGACCACGCCGCAUGCUGCUGUGCCAGCCGCUCGAGUCUCUGGACGACGGGGCCCUGGCCGCCUUCAAUUCCGAAUCCGUAACCCAGGAUUAGCAGACAGGGGCGCAAGGCCCACGGAUUCAACCGCGGGGAUCUGCGAACCAUUGACACGUUGUUCCAAAAGUAGCGGGGCCGGGGGCUCGUUAUUGAAAAGGCCCCGGUCGGCCUCAUCACGGGAGUGUGCCUGGAUAAGGUCCCUUGCACGCAGGUCCCAUCCAUGGCCCAAUUCUCGAUUUGCGACUGGGUGCGGCCCGGAGCAGCCUUGUCGGAUUCGUCCAUCAACGUCGUCUGCAGCCGCGGCUCGCAGUCUUGGGGCUCCCUGCAGCGCGUCGUAUAGUCCGCACGCGAGCCUCGAAGGAUGCCGUUCCUAUUCCAUUUGCCUAAUCAGUCAGGAGCCUUGCCGUCUACUAGCGGAACGACAAAGUUCCGUCCGUCGAGCGGAGCUCAGAGUCAAGGCACCUCGUCAUCGACUAAUACGCGAGCCUGACUAACAUCUAGGCAAGGGAGCCUCACGUCGCGACCAGAUUCCACAGUCGCCCUCCGGGAAGCCGUAGCGAAGCGGCAGGUUAGCGGCUUCUCCGUAAGGGAUAAUGUACGCCUGGAUACGAGCCUCGCAGGCCGUGGACGUGACGAUUCCGUAUUUUCCUUUACGGUUGCUGCGAGAUGGACUCCAGGCUGGGACGGGUAUUAACCUUGGAACGCUAUUCAGGAAAGUGAUCACGUGCCACGCGAAAACCAGCUCUGGCAACCUUGUCAACGUCUGUCCCUCGGGCCCCUGCCAUGGCUGAGAAACGGUAUUCUCGGCAGGCGAU
Messenger RNA from Trematosphaeria pertusa, 1136 nucleotides. RefSeq lists its product as uncharacterized. The transcript has a single exon. The record is from RefSeq and is a predicted model, not a curated record. The coding region runs from base 156 to 815 and encodes 219 amino acids. Lineage: Eukaryota; Fungi; Ascomycota; Dothideomycetes; Pleosporales; Trematosphaeriaceae.